UUUUCCUCGCCAGAAUAAAUAUACUGUCUCUUGUCGCUCGUUUCGCUAAACAAAUUAUCAUCACCACGAAAUGAUCUAUAUCCCUGUAUACUAGAGAUUACUUUGAAAAAGCCCAAUGCAUUGCUAUUUAAAAGUAUUAUAUGGAACAUUUUUUUUGAAGUACAUCCUUCAUCGCAAAUUUAUAAUAAUAAAUCGAAUAGUUAAAGGUUCAAUGUGUGACCAACACUGUAAGCUUAGCACAGUUUCUACCCACAACUGUUCAGAGGGGCUAUGAUUUUCUUGUAUUCUGAAGGACACACCUUUGCCUGAAAGAGUUCACUGUUCUUCGAACAAUCAAGUUUCUUUUUUUCUUUUUCGAAUCAGGUGUUGAUGGUCUCUUAUGUCCUCCUUCUUAACCAGCUAUUGAUUCAAACCGGCAAUCUACGCUCUAAAAUCUGAACGUCUUUAUCGUGACCCAAAAUCUCUCUAGCCCCCGCUGUAUUACAAAAAGAACACAUAAUAACACCCUUCAAGUAAAGUCCUUCUGAAACAAACGGACGAUUACUGAAAUAAUCGAUAUUCUCAACGGCGCAGACUUGGUCGAUUUCCACUGACUAGUAACAAAAUAGCUUUCAGUGCAACAUGACUGUCAACAAUACAAACUUGAAGACUUACCCUUCAGUCGCUAAACUGAAAAUGUGAUGGGUUAGUUUCGCAAGACAGUAGAAAAAAUUAAACCAAAAAUGAAUCGCUAUACCAUUCUCCACCAGCUUGGAGACGGUACUUAUGGAUCGGUGGUUCUGGGACAGAGGAAAGACACAGGGGAAAAAGUGGCCAUCAAGAGGAUGAAGAGGAAGUACUACUCGUGGGACGAAGCUAUGAGUCUUCGCGAGGUGAAGUCUCUGAAAAAACUUCACCACUCGAAUGUAGUGAAGCUGAAAGAAGUCAUCCGUGAAAACGACGUUCUCUAUUUCGUAUUCGAGUAUAUGCAAGAAAAUUUAUACCAACUCAUCAAAGACCGAAGAGUGCCUUUUCCAGAAGCGACUGUCAGAAACAUGUUACAACAGAUACUCCAAGGCCUCGCGUUCAUCCACCGCCACGGGUUUUUCCAUCGCGACCUCAAACCGGAGAACAUUCUCUGUUCUGGCCCGGACAUGGUGAAAAUCGCCGACUUCGGAUUGGUCAGGGAGCUGCGGUCUAGGCCGCCUUAUACGGACUACGUUUCGACACGUUGGUACAGGGCCCCGGAGGUGCUGCUCCAUUCGACGACGUACAGCAGCCCUAUUGACCUUUGGGCUGUAGGCUGCAUCGCUGCGGAGAUUUAUACUUACAGACCUUUGUUUCCUGGAACGACGGAAACUGACCAGCUGUAUAAGAUUUGCGCGAUCAGAGGUACCCCUGAUAAGAUCAAAUGGCCAGAGAGUUACCAGCUGGCAGGAGCGCUAGGUUUCAAAUAUCCAUAUUUCACCAAAACUCCCCUGGGCGACGUUGUACCUCAAGCGAGUCAGGAUGGUAUCAAAUUCAUUGACGAAUUACUUGAAUGGAAUCCUGCCUUUAGACCUACAGCUCAGUCAGCCCUCAAAAACCAAUAUUUUCUGUACAUGUUUCAGACCGGACAGUACAGCGCCCUACAAACCAACCGCCAAAUCCAAAUGAACAGUGCCUUACAGUCCCAUUCGAACGGGAUUUUCAAAAAACUAUCGGCUCAACCCCUCCGCCAAGAAGACCCGCCAAUGGCAAUUUUCCCUCCGCCGCAGGUCCAAGUGCAAGCCAACGGACGUCCGUUGCUGAAACAAAUGAACCAGAGUACAAACCUGUCGCAAAUGCAGCCUGCCGUCCAAAUCAAUAUCCAGUCUCUCAUCAAACCGAUGGAGACGCCCGAGAAGUCUAGGAUGGCGCCCAUCGUUUAUAGUUUCGGACAGUCGGACUACGGCAGCAAGUACAUGCCGGUUUUCAGCAAAGGAGACGCCAGAGGAGCGCUGAACAAGAAAAUCACCUGGGGCAUGGAGACAAACUUCGAAUACGAAGACGACUUUGCUGAUAUCCUGGGAAGUAAAAUUAAGCUGCCCUCCACAGAAAAGAGCAAAGAAACUAAAAUAAACAUCAGCCAGCUCAAUCUUCAAGACAUUCUGGAACCUUUGGCUAAAGCCAGCGCUGGUACUGCCAGGAAUCAGUACUUGAGUGUCUCCAGAUAUAUUGCAGGGCAACCUUCUGGUACCAGGAGAGAUUCCAACGUCAGCUUAUUUUCCAACUUCUCCAAUACAGGAAGAAAUAGCGGAAUGCAAAAUAAUAAAUCUGGAAAACUGGAUAUGCCACCGUUGUGGACUGAUUUUGGAGACUUGAGCGCCGGCAAAAGACGACUCGGAAAUCUGAAUAUGUCGAACAAUAACGGAUUCGAUUUAACAGCCAAAUAUUUUAAAUAGAAAUAUUUUAUGGAAUUCAAAACUGUGAUACACAUUUAUUU
Leptinotarsa decemlineata (Colorado potato beetle) is the source of this 2443-nucleotide messenger RNA. Its product is annotated as serine/threonine-protein kinase dyf-5. NCBI's taxonomy places the organism in Eukaryota, Metazoa, Arthropoda, Insecta, Coleoptera, Chrysomelidae. Gene Ontology annotation, molecular function: ATP binding; protein kinase activity. The record is from RefSeq and is a predicted model, not a curated record. Gene Ontology annotation, biological process: protein phosphorylation.